Messenger RNA from Kickxella alabastrina, 3066 nucleotides. RefSeq lists its product as uncharacterized. The coding region runs from base 77 to 2842 and encodes 921 amino acids. The transcript has a single exon. Gene Ontology annotation, biological process: transcription by RNA polymerase III; regulation of DNA-templated transcription. Gene Ontology annotation, cellular component: nucleus; transcription factor TFIIIC complex; chromatin. Gene Ontology annotation, molecular function: protein binding; DNA binding. NCBI's taxonomy places the organism in Eukaryota, Fungi, Kickxellomycota, Kickxellomycetes, Kickxellales, Kickxellaceae. The record is from RefSeq and is a predicted model, not a curated record.
AUUCAAAUUCAAAUUCAAAUUCACAGUAUUACUCUAUUUUUAAUUUUAUUUGUCUCGAUAAACAAAAAAGAAAGAAAUGGCAGGCAAGAAAGCAGCCCCCGGGCGGCAAACCCAGCUCCACACUUAUUUCACACCCAAAGCAGUCGACCACAACUCCGCUAUAGCCAGCCACCCAAAUGGUCCUUUAUUGACAGAAACAGGGUUAGAAGCACAAACGGCCGAGCCUGCCGAUCAACCGCGUAAGCGAGGCCGGCCACGCAAAUCUGUAGUGUCCGCCGAACCCACCAGCCCAGUUGCCGUUGUAGAAGCAACAUACGCGCAGCCGGUUAAGCGCGGACGCGGCCGACCGCCCAAGCUGGCGGCCACAACGUCUAUUUUGCCUUUGGUCCAGCAAGAGAAGGAGCAGCAGCAAAUUGAACCUGUUGCUGAAAUGCAAUUAUUGGUGACUACAGAUCCUAUGGCAUCAGUGAAGCGCGGAAGAGGUCGGCCGCGAAAGGACGGAUCGGUUGUCGAGUGCAGGGCCGAACCCGUUGUGGAGCACAUAUCAAUUACCACAGAGCCAUUGCACAGCCAAGAAGGAAUGGUGGAUGAUGAUAACGCAGAGACUGCGCCGGCAAAGCGCGGCCGGGGGCGGCCGCGGCGGAGCACAAGUCGGCCUAACACUCUGGUAAAAGGGCACGACGAUGACGGCCGGGAAAACAGCGCAGUGCGUCGGAGAGAGCCAGCCUGCGGCCAGAGAAUGCUCAAUUGGCAGGCACCCGCCAACAGCGGCCGCACUAAGCGCAAGAGCAAAGCGGACAGCGACACUGGUAGCGAAUUCGGAGGCGAUGGCGAGAGCCCCGGAACAAGCGAUAAAGACAACGGUAAUUACAAUGACAAACGCGCGGCCACCGCCACUGCCACUGCCACGAGCAGGCGAAGUACGGUAGCGACUCCGAGUAAGUUUUCGUCUUUUGACUUUCGCCAGCGUGUUGGGCGCGCAGGCGGUGUGGCGCCCGACAUGUACCAGCUCACUCACAAGCCAAUGAAUAUGGCGCGGUGGGCCGGACCCGACAGCGAAAGCGGUUGGACCAACGCCAAUGCAAUUGACAUUGGAACCGACCAGGCUGCGUGGGAGAUGCUCCGCGCCAUCCGUGUAGAUCCGUCCAGCGUGCAGCCGGCGGCACCGCCAUUAUUCGGACCCGACCUGCGCGUGCGCAUGUCUGCCGACAGUUCACAGCAGGCGGUUGAAAUUCAGCCGUCCAAAGUGCACGAGCUCGGCAAGGACAGCCGCGGGUGGAUGAUCAACGCCGGGCAGUCGCUAUUGUCGCUCGACUGGGCUCCUGUGCGGCCGGCCGGCGACUCGAACACUGGGAAUGCGAAUGUGCCGCCAGAGCAGUGCACUGACUAUGUUGCAGCGAGCGGUAUGGCGCCAGGCGCCGGCAUGGCGCUGGACCAGCUGUAUGCCGAGCGCGACAAGGACCGCACCCCCGGGUUGGUGCAGAUAUGGCGCGUCGACACAUUCGCCGACAAAACCCCCGCCACUUGCCGCCUAGACAUGACGCUGGCGCACGACUUUGGCCGCUGCAUUCGGCUAAAAUGGUGCCCCAUCAGCAUAAAGCCCGAGCCGACAACCGGCGACGCCGGCACCGGCACCAAUAGCGGCGGUCUGCCGAUAAUCGGGCUGUUGGCUGCAGUCUUUGCCGAUGGCUUUCUUCGCGUUUGCGCAGUGCCCGUGCCCGACGCCGUCCGUGCACGGCCGACAGGCAUAACGGCGGCCGGUGACGUGGUUUGUGUUCGGUGGCCGCAGUGUUCGCUCGUCGAGCUCAAGGCGCCGCGCGGCAUCUUUACUGUGUUUGACUGGGCCGGCUGCGACGUGCUUGUGGCUGCCACGUCAAUGGGCCAGAUUGCGGCCUGGGAGCUCACGCCCUGCAUCCAAUCCCAGCAGACGCUUGCCGGGCCGCAGUGGCCGUACAGCACGCCAGCGGGCCCUCCUGGGGGCAGCACCGUUCCCUUUACCAACCACCAGGCUCACCACGGUAUUGUCUUCAAUCUGUCGAUUGUCUGCAACGACCUUGGCGUCCGCGACGACGCUCCCGUGCCCCGUAGCCCUGGCGAUUUCCGCACCCUCGAUCCGUCGACAAUCCAGAUCAGCUCGCUGGGCCGCGACGGCCGCCUGCGCCAGGCGCUGCUGUGCUUCCCCACGCGCGUGAACCACCCGCUGGUGACGAUUCCGAGCCAAGUGCGUGCCAACGAGCUGUGCUGGCUGACGGCGACCUGCUUGUUUGCCGACCCCGAUAACGGGCUGCGCGGCACCGCCGAUCCCAUCAUGUCUGCGACCGGCGACCCAUGGGUGCGUGCCUGCUUUGGCGCCGACCGCACAUCAGCCAUUGCUCCGACUUUGUCGCAAAAGCCUACGGGCGUCGAAUUGAACACGUUGUGGAACUCUAGCACUGAUCGCGGAUCCACGUUCCUGAUGAUUACAAACGGCCCCGUCUUGCAAAUAACCCGGUCCGACCAUCACAGCUACUUAGCUGCAAGCACCGCCGAGGGCCACUUGCAGAUCCUGAACUGCGCUGGUAUGAAGAUAAUCAGAAAGGUCGUGCCGCACCACCGCCGGAUAUACGCCAUUGCGCUGGACGGGAGCGGCAGCAGUAGUGGCGAUGGCCCUGAGCUCGUGUGCUUGGGCAAGACACCCGCUGAGCCCAGGAUAAACCCAUUGCUGAAGGCACCCAGACUGGACAUUUUCCCAGCCGAAAUUGCCGUGCAGGCAUGCGCAUGGUCGAGGAACCCGCGCUCAUCAUCGUGGAUUGCCAGUGCUAAUGCCAGCGGGAUUUUGCGGAUUGAAGAUUUGGCGAUAUGAAUCGCAUUAUUUUGUACAUUUUUGUUUUCCUUUUGACUGGUUCUAGCCCGUGUCAUUUGCUGCAAUGGUAUUUGCCACAAUCACCAAAAAUGGAAUUCUCUUUCUCCUUCUUUAAACUGAAAAUUGGACAGUCUGUGUUUGUUGAUUUACAGAAUAUUUGUCGCUUCGGAUUUAUAUUUAAGUUGAUAUUACUGGGCGUGUGAUUCGGGUACACAAAGUGUAAA